AGAGGUAAACAAAAAUUUGAUUUGACAGAGCGGCUGCAGGGGUUCGCAUUUUGUGACUGGUUUUAACUGAAAAAUCGUGUUCGAUGGCGUUAAAUUAGAAAAACGAUCCUACAUUUGGCUUUGAACAAUUUAAAAGAUGGAAGAUUCAACAAAAAAUUUAGAUAUUUUGAGACGGGUCAGCGGCGUCGAGAUUGGAAGUCUGUGGCUGCUGCACGAUGAGUCUUUCAAGGAAUUUUUCGACUGGUUCGGUAAAUCCGUAUCGGACGAUAACUUGGCAUCGGACAGUUUGCUGCGAGAAUAUGCAGAUCUGGAACGCAAUGAUCUCGUCCUAUCAGAAGGGGAAGUUGAAGCUGAGAUAGAAGUGCUGUGCAAAGAUUUCCCAGGCAUCCUGGAAUAUAACGACGAUGAUGUAGAGAUAUACGAGGAGCAAUUGGAAGAGCUUGUGGCCAUCGAAGAGCAGUACGAGAAAUUUAUAGCCGAUGCCAAACAGACGGAGAAGGGUUUGACCAAGGAGUUGUCCGAGCUGGAUAUGCAACUCAUCGAUGCUGAAUUCCACCAGGGAAAGACGGCCACGGAAUGCAUGGAAAAGGCUAAAUUCAUUGAGGAAAUUCAGUCCAAUUCGCAGCAGCAGAUUUUCGACAUGCAUCAGUGUUACGUGCAGGCUCAAAAUCCUCCGUUGUUCGUCUAUCAAAUGCCCAUCGAGCAGUUCAGCAUGAAGUGCGACCAGUUCCUGAAGUAUCUGGAAAUGUAUAUUCGGAAGCACUUUUCCGUGCGGAAUCUGGACGAUUCGGAACGCGAGCCGGAUCAGAACCAGCGGGAUAUCAUCGUUCAACUGGAGAGCAUCAAAUCUCGGUUGGAUGUCGAGGAAGUGAAGCUCACCGAUGCCAGCAAGGAGUUCCAGGGCUUGAAACGGAUGAUGGAGCGCUUCCAGGAUCUCAGCUGGCAACCGAUGAAGAUUGAAGUCAUGAGGAGACACUGCUCAGAACUAAAAUUUGCCAACGAGCAGGACACCCUCCGGAUAGAUGUCCUCAAGCAGGAACUGGAAAUGUACAUCCGCCAGAUGAACGAGCACAGGAUCGAGUACAUCCUGUACGAAAACAGCAAACUAAAGCUGGAACGAGCCAUCGGUCGGCUGGAGUACAUCAAAAAGCUUGCGGAGAUAGUCUCCAGCUCGCUGAUGAAUGCCGAAAUGCUGUGGAUCUUGAUGCAGCUGGAUCUGGAAAAGAUGAAGAACAAAUUCGACAACAGCGACGAUAUGAAUGCGGAAACGCAGCUUUGCUUGAAACGAAUCGAAGCGAUGCGAGCGCUGGAGCGGAACAAUGCCGAAGAGGAAGCGUUGGAGGAGUUUUCCAGUCAGAUUGGUGCGGUUAUGGGAGCGCUGAAUCUGAGUCAUUCGGCGUCAUCGUCUUCUUCGUCGGUGGACCGGUCGUUGAGUUUGAAAAAUUCUCUGCAAGACUUUGUGGACUUUAGGAAACGAGCAUUCAAAACACUGACGUCGAUUGUCAACGGAAAGUUCUACAAGAAUAUGGAUGAUCUUAUCAAGGAACUGAAUGAAAAUGAAAAAGCGCUGAACAAAUACGUAUUUGAUGGACCAGUGAACAGACCACAAUUCUUCGAUCAACAGUAUCAGGAGCGAAUGCAGCGGCUUUCGUUUGAAAUGGACCAGAUCGAUAAGGAUCUGAGGGCGCUUAAGACUGACUACCAGCAAAAUAUCAACGAACCGAAGAACAACAAAUUCUGGCGCUACAACCAAAACCUGUGGGUGUGGUUCCUGACCGAGCCGAAAAAGGUUGCCGUUGCCAUCAAGGAAGUGACCGCUGCCGCAUCGCAGAUGGCCGCCUACAAGAGCAUAUCCGGUCUCAAGUGCAAGUCCAUAGCUGACGAGAUGAAGUUCUAAAUGGAUGGCGUGGCGUACUGGUUCAUCUCCUCUUCCAGUGAUAUUAAAUAGUGGUAGCAUGUAUGUAUUAAAGCUUUUAUGGAACAUUUCGUUACUAUUCCACUUUCACACACAACACAGUAUAAUAUAUCUCUUACAACAUGUCAACAUAAAAUGCCAUGCAUCAGCGUUCGCGCAGGAAAGAAAGCCAUGCAUUGUCGUCACAUCCCCAUCGUCCUCUCACUGUUUUUGGGACAACCAGGCUUGCGGUAUGCUUCAUUAUGGACCAACCCAAGUGGUAAGCGUUUCUACUAAUUAAGCGCUCUUUUAGUAUGUUGCUCAUCCAUCGUUGUCCGCUCGUUUUACGUCGUCCAUGCAUAAUGAUUAGGUUAGUU
Aedes albopictus (Asian tiger mosquito) is the source of this 2271-nucleotide messenger RNA. RefSeq names its product augmin complex subunit dgt3 (gene dgt3). NCBI's taxonomy places the organism in Eukaryota, Metazoa, Arthropoda, Insecta, Diptera, Culicidae. The record is from RefSeq and is a predicted model, not a curated record. The coding region runs from base 137 to 1897 and encodes 586 amino acids. The transcript is spliced from 8 exons.